GAAAAAACUACGCAUGUAUAUAUGCCUGAAAAAAUGUUUACUCUUUUGCAUAUUUCCCUAUCAACACUUGUAGUAUCAAAUGUCCUCUAAACUUUUAUUUGCUUAUUACUUUAUUCUCUUCUAUGUAGGUAUUAGCCUACUCUGCAUCAAUGUAUGCAAUGGAAAAGAUGAUUAUGAUCAAAUUGAAACAACAUACAAAACCUCUAUGGAAGAAGAAAUAAUCAAAGCACCAUUAAGUUUUAUACCAGUUUGUAAACCUCAACAAAUACAUACCUUCUCGCAACGACAAAUUAGAUGUGCCUGUGGAGUUCACUGCCGAUAUUUAUGUCAAACAAACAAAACAGAAACUAAAGAUAAAAAGGAGGAAGAAAAUGAACAGAAGAAAACGUGUAAAAGAGUAUGCCGACAAAAACCUUGUUAUCGACCAUUAACUCAUAAAAUUUAUAACUACCGCUUAGCUAGUGGUCUAUGCAGAAUGUGGAAUAUUUGUACAUAUCGUGCAAAAUGUGAAGGUAAAACACGUCGAUGGGUGCAGUAUCAUCUUACUUCAUGUCAAAGAUCAAGCACUCAGUCAUACUAUAAACAAUUCUGGAUGAGAAAUAAAUGACUUUCAAAGAUGUACCUACAUGUAUGCGCGUGACUGAAAAUUCUCUCUUGUAACUGUUUUAUGAAUUAACUCAAAUCUAAUUGUGUACUUAUCAUAUUUUGUGUUUCUUCUAUGAAGAUAUUUCGUGAAGAAAUGAUGAAAUGAUAAACAAAGGUCUCUUUAAAUAAAUUAAUGUGAAUCUAAGCUAUUCUACAAAAUACUGUAAAAGUUGUUUAUGACUGUC
Molecule: messenger RNA, 830 nt
Organism: Heterobilharzia americana
Lineage: Eukaryota; Metazoa; Platyhelminthes; Trematoda; Strigeidida; Schistosomatidae
Source: the annotation of a GenBank genome assembly